AAAAAAAAAAAAAAAAAAUAGAGGAAUAAAAUGAAGUAGUGCCAAAUCGAAGACAGACAGAGAAGAUGGAGAGAGACCAGUGAGGAAGGUAGGGUUUAAUUGGCGGUCAUCACUCUCAAAUUUCCAAGUCCUAAGCGCUAGAUAGGGUUUUUGUGUCUGCAUGUCUACUUGACUUUCCCUUCGUCUUCGUCAUUAUCUUCUUCUUCUUUCUGGGGUUGUUGGAAACCCUUUUAGAAUAAAACCAGAGAGAGCGUCGUCGAAAAAAAAGGGGUCAAGAUGAGGAUUAUGAUCAAGGGCGGUGUUUGGAAGAACACCGAGGAUGAGAUCCUUAAGGCGGCGGUUAUGAAGUAUGGUAAAAACCAGUGGGCUCGAAUCUCUUCCCUUUUGGUUCGCAAAUCUGCUAAGCAGUGCAAAGCUCGCUGGUACGAGUGGCUCGACCCUUCCAUCAAGAAGACUGAGUGGACUAGAGAAGAGGAUGAAAAGCUGCUUCAUCUUGCAAAACUCAUGCCCACACAGUGGAGAACUAUUGCCCCAAUCGUCGGCCGCACUCCAUCGCAGUGUCUUGAGCGGUAUGAGAAGCUUCUUGAUGCAGCCUGUGUUAAGGAUGACAACUAUGAACCAGGUGAUGACCCGCGGAAAUUACGGCCUGGUGAGAUUGAUCCAAAUCCUGAAUCAAAACCCGCACGGCCAGAUCCUGUUGAUAUGGAUGAGGAUGAGAAGGAAAUGCUUUCAGAGGCACGAGCUCGGUUAGCCAACACAAGAGGAAAGAAGGCAAAAAGGAAAGCUAGGGAGAAACAGCUUGAAGAGGCAAGGAGGCUUGCUUCUUUACAGAAGAGGAGAGAACUAAAGGCUGCCGGCAUUGAUACGAGGCAGCGAAAGAGGAAAAGAAAGGGAAUAGACUACAAUGCAGAAAUUCCGUUUGAAAAGAAGCCACCUCCAGGCUUUUUUGAUGUUACUGAUGAAGAUAGAGUUGUGGAACAGCCGAAGUUCCCAACCACCAUUGAAGAACUUGAAGGGAAAAGAAGGGUUGAUAUGGAAGCACAACUAAGAAAGCAGGAUAUUGCUAAGAAUAAAAUUGCACAAAGGCAGGAUGCUCCAUCAGCCAUACUGCAAGCCAACAAAUUAAAUGAUCCUGAAACAGUCAGGAAGAGGUCCAAAUUGAUGCUCCCUGCACCCCAGAUUUCAGAUCAUGAAUUGGAAGAAAUUGCAAAGAUGGGUUAUGCUAGUGAUCUUCUUGCAGGGAGUGAGGAAGUCACUGAAGGGAGUGGUGCAACACGUGCUCUUCUUGCUAAUUAUGCUCAGACACCACGGCAGGGGAUUACACCUUUGCGAACUCCACAAAGGACACCUGUCAGUAAGGGUGAUGCUAUCAUGAUGGAAGCAGAAAAUCUUGCCAGGUUGAGAGAGUCUCAGACGCCAUUAUUAGGAGGAGAGAAUCCAGACUUGCAUCCUUCUGACUUUUCUGGGGUUACUCCCAAGAAAAGGGAGAUACAAACACCAAAUCCUAUGUUGACUCCAUCUGCAACACCUGGAGCUGCAGGUCUUACUCCUAGAAUUGGCAUGACACCAUCAAGGGAUGGCUAUGCUUUUGGCAUGACACCAAAAGGUACUCCCAUCAGAGAUGAGCUCCAUAUCAAUGAAGAUAUGGAUUUACAUGAUAGUGCAAAACUUGAGCUACGAAGACAAGCUGAUUUGAGAAGGAAUGUGCGUUCAGGAUUAGGUAAUCUUCCACAGCCGAAAAAUGAGUACCAGAUAGUCAUGCAGCCUAUUCUAGAAGAUUAUGAGGAACCAGAAGAAAAAAUUGAAGAAGAUAUGUCAGAUAGGUUAGCAAGAGAGAAAGCAGAGGAAGAAGCACGACAGCAGGCAUUGCUUAGAAAGAGAUCAAAAGUACUUCAGAGGGAGCUUCCUAGACCUCCCGUUGCUUCCUUGGAACUAAUUCGCAAUUCCUUGAUGAGAGCAGAUGAAAGUUCUUUUGUGCCUCCUACUUUGAUUGAACAGGCUGAUGAAAUGGUUAGAAAAGAGCUUCUUAACUUAUUAGAGCAUGAUAAUGCAAAGUAUCCACUUAAUGAUAAAGUGAAUAAAGAGAAAAAGAAAGCUCUUAAGCGCUCUGCAAAUGGUUCUACCGCUUCUGUCCCCGAGAUAGAAGAUUUUGAAGAAGAUGAGCUGAAAGAGGCUGACAGUUUAGUUAAGGAAGAGGCUCUGUAUCUCCGUGUAGCAAUGGGUCAUGAGAAUGAGUCACUCGAUGAAUUUGUUGAAGCACACAAAACUUGCCUAAAUGACCUCAUGUACUUCCCUACCCGCAAUGCUUAUGGUCUCUCAAGUGUUGCUGGAAACAUGGAGAAACUAGCAGCAUUGCAGAAUGAAUUUGAGAAUGUGAAAAAGAGGGUUGAUGAUGAUAUUAAGAAGGCUGCAAGCCUUGAGAAGAAGGCUAGAAUUCUCACAGAUGGUUAUGAGUUGCGGGCUAAAAAGAGUCUUUGGCCACAAAUUGAGGAUACUUUUAAGCAGAUGGAUACUGCUGCAAAAGAACUUGAGUGCUUCCAAGUUUUACAAAAGCAAGAGCAAUUAGCAGCUUCAUAUCGUAUAAAUAAUCUUUGGGAAGAAGUUCAGAAGCAAAAGGAUCUUGAGAAAACUUUACAAAGUCGGUAUGGAGAUCUCUUAGUGGAGCUAGAAAGGAUGCAACAUCUAAUGGACCAAUACAGAGUGCAAGCACAAAGACAAGAAGAAAUGGCAGCUGAGAAACGAGAUCUGGAGUUGGCUGAAGCUGCAAAAAAUAAAACAGUUGCACAGAGCAUGGAAAAUCCUGAGCAGCUAGACACUGCAAAUGAGCUUGGUAGAUCUACACCCCCCGUCAGCCCAUCUCAUGAUGUAAUUGUUGGUGAGCAAAAGGAUGCUAUGCAAGAAGAUGCUUAUUCGGGCACUGCAACCUCUACGGAUGCUACAGUUGAGAAAGAGAAUGUGAAACUGGGCGUAGAUGUGAAUCUACCUGAUAAUAUGUCUUCUGCUAUGGAAGGAGAGCACACAAAAUUAGUCCGAGGCAAUAGUUUCCAAGGUUCUGAUAGUCAAGUCUCUGGGUCAGACGGAAUUAUUCCUGAGACGGUUGCAGUUCAGGAUUCUAUUCGUGUGGAGGAUGUCGUUUCGGACAAGGUGAUCGCAAAGGACAAGAAGAUGGCUAAUGACUCGGUUGAUGCUGUGGACGACGAUAAGACAACCACCGCUGAGUUGACCAAUGAGAAUGAUGUUGCUUAAGACAGAACUUUACCAAACCAUACAUGGCAGCCAAGAAGCAGCAAGUGAUGAUGAUGAUGGGCAUGCUAGGGAGAAUUCUGGUGUUGAAGCUGAGACAGAAUCGGUGGAAGGGUAGAGACCACAGUGGCCUCUGCCUAGGAUCCCACCAAAAGGAGCGCUGAAAAUAGUUUGGUCUUAAAUAUUGUACUUUGGGUAAAUUCCAACAAUCAGCCGUGAUCCAUGUACUUUCACCCUGUGUCUCAAUUAGUACGUCUAAUAUUUUUCUCAGCCAACCAAAAAAAAAAAAAAAAAAAAAAAAAACGUGUACUAUUUUUUGAUGCAAUGUGACUUUAUGUUAAAACUAAACCCCGAUGAUCUCUUUUUGUCCGCAAUGUCUGUUAGAUAUGGAUGAAAUUUCACAUGUGUAUCUACUGAGAAACUUUUAUUUGCAUCUCUUUUCCCGAGGAUAUUAUAUUAUGAUUCUGUUUA
This is a messenger RNA of Ziziphus jujuba (common jujube), 3714 nucleotides long. RefSeq names its product cell division cycle 5-like protein. The transcript has 4 exons. Gene Ontology annotation, biological process: mRNA splicing, via spliceosome. The record is from RefSeq and is a predicted model, not a curated record. Bases 277 to 3246 code for a protein of 989 amino acids. NCBI's taxonomy places the organism in Eukaryota, Viridiplantae, Streptophyta, Magnoliopsida, Rosales, Rhamnaceae. Gene Ontology annotation, cellular component: Prp19 complex; spliceosomal complex.